AUGUGCACAAUCUUCAAAUCUCACAAGUUGUGGGAUAUGGUUGAGAAUGGGUAUGAGAAACCUGUGAAGAAGGAAGAAGGAGAAGCUCUGACUGCAGCUCAAAAGCUUUCUUUGGAAGACAAUGUUGCAAAGGAUGCUAAAGCUUUGCGACUGAUCCAAGGUGCAAUUUCUGACGAAAUCUUUCCCAUAAUUGCAUUGAAAGAGUCAGCCAAGGAAGCAUGGGAGAUCCUGCAACAAGAGUUCAGAGGUGAUAAGAAGGUGAGAUCUGUGAAACUUCAAGCUCUUAGAAGAGAAUUUGAAUACACUCGUAUGCAUGAAGAUGAAUCGUUAUCUGGGUAUGUAACUAAACUGCUUGAGCUGGUGAAUCAAAUGAAGGCUUAUGGUGAAGAGUUAACUGAACAGAGAAUUGUUCAGAAACUCUUGAUUAGUUUAUCCAGAGAAUAUGAUUCUAUUGCUGAAGUUAUAGAGGAAACAAAGGAUACAGAAUCUAUAGGGGUUCAAGAGGUUAUAGGCUCUCUAAAAUCUCAUGAACAAUGGCUGCAAAGGCAUAAUGAGAGAGUGACUGAGAAGGCAUUCUCUAGUUUGAAUGUGAAUUCUAAAGAUCAAUCAAGCACAGGGCAAGCAUGA
Prunus armeniaca (apricot) is the source of this 627-nucleotide messenger RNA. NCBI's taxonomy places the organism in Eukaryota, Viridiplantae, Streptophyta, Magnoliopsida, Rosales, Rosaceae. The record is from the annotation of a GenBank genome assembly.